Molecule: messenger RNA, 3330 nt
Organism: Geosmithia morbida
Lineage: Eukaryota; Fungi; Ascomycota; Sordariomycetes; Hypocreales; Bionectriaceae
Product: DNA repair protein RAD5
Exons: 1
Coding region: 1-3330 (1109 amino acids)
Molecular function (GO): nucleic acid binding; zinc ion binding; hydrolase activity, acting on acid anhydrides, in phosphorus-containing anhydrides
Source: RefSeq, a predicted model, not a curated record
AUGUAUGCAGAACAUUCACAAGGGCCACCUGUCAAACGACGGAGGUUCUUUCACGACCAGGAUGAAGCCCCAACCGCAUCUACGACACAAGAGGACCACUCAGCAGAACACGAAGAGAUCGUGAAGUUAGAGGACGAUAUCAAGACCGAAUCCGAAUCUAAAAAUGGCCUUUUCGAGAGGUCGCACAAUGAAACCGCCGAGCGGUCCGUGGGCACCGAGCAGUCUCCAACAGCACAGGAGUCCUCGUUGGGGGCUUUCGACCAAGGCACAUUCGAGAGCUUCGUUGGUGCCAAGGUCGGCGCCGAUGUCAUGGCCAUACUACGAGACAAGUGCGGAAGUAACCUCGAGUGCGCCGUCAAUAUGUACUUUGACAGAACAUACCAGAAGCUCUCCAAGAAGGCACCCCGUUCCUUUGCGCACUCAUACGCGACGACAAAAAGCACGCCGACGCCACCGACUCCUCCCUCAAGAAGCACCACGUCGUUGAGGUACAUUGGCGCCUUUGGAGCCGAGGGCUGGGCAACCCGCAGCGGUGCCAACUUUCUCAAGCAUGGCGACAUCGUCAGGAUCGAACGGCAAAAGGUCCAGCCCCCACAGAACAGUAGAGGCAAAGGAGGCAAGCUUGGAGGGGCACCCGCGCCCAACUCGGCGGCUGCGCGACGUGUGGAUGUUCUCGUGCGUUUCACCACACAGAGCGGCGUAGAAAUUGGCCGGUUGGCCAAAGACACGGCGAACUGGGUGUCGACGUUGAUGGAUCAGAAAAUUUGCAAGUUCGAGGGCACCUGCGUGUACGCACCCGACCGCUUGCGUACCAACGACACUGUGUUUCUCCAGCUGCGGUGCUUUUUGCUGGGCUCGGCCUUUCUCCACCGCAGGUUCCAGCUGGCAGAUAACCGGUCCACGAACCCGUUUGAACAGAAUGAGACGGCGGACGAGAAGGAGCUGCGUCUUCGCCAGACGGCCAUCGUCAGGCUCCUCCAGGAAAUUAACCUUCAGCCGACCGCUAUCAAUUCCAUGGCCAAAGAUGGAAAAGAGGGUCUUCUCAAGGUGGCUGAGAUGGACGAGCAGAAACAAAGGGGCCCGAAGAGACAGGACAAUAUGGGAAAGGAUGCAGGAUCGGGACAAGCCUCGGAUGAGGCGGAGGAAGGCAAAGAGCUGGAGCAAGAUCAGCUCGACUCGCUCUACCGAAAAGCCCAGUCCUUUGAUUUCAACACACCAGAGGCAGAGCCCACUGAUACAUUCGCUAUGCAACUACGACCGUACCAGAAGCAAUCACUCUAUUGGAUGAUAGCCAAGGAAAAGGAUCAGAGGGGUAGUAGGGAGCCAUCCAUGCACCCGCUGUGGGAGGAGUAUGCAUUCCCCACCAAAGACGUUGACGACAAGGACCUGCCUCUUGUAGAGAGUCAGGCCAAGUUCUACGUGAACCCGUACUCGGGCGACCUGUCGCUCGACUUUCCCGAACAAGAACAGCAUUGUCUGGGUGGCAUCCUGGCAGAUGAGAUGGGACUGGGCAAGACGAUCCAGAUUCUCAGCCUGAUACACUCCCACCGGACCGACCUUGCCCGCCAGUCUAGGCAGCCUGCAGGAGACUUGUCUGGCGGCAUAAACGGGCUUCAGAGGCUGGGGUCGGGGUCGCCUCCGAUCCAGGAUGCCCCAUUCACGACACUUGUCAUUGCACCCAUGUCGCUCCUGUCGCAGUGGAGGAGCGAGGCAGAGAAGGCCUCUCAGAAGGGGACGCUCAAGGUAGAGCUGUACUAUGGCAACGAAAAGAGCAGCAAUCUGCAGGCGCUGUGCUCGAGUUCGAAUGCCGCGUCCGCCCCAGACAUCGUCAUCACCAGCUACGGCAUUGUGCUCUCAGAAUUUAGCACCCUCGCGGCGAGGAACGGAGACAAGUCUCUCCACAAUGGCAUCUUCUCCCUCAAAUUCUUCCGCGUCGUACUCGACGAGGCCCACAACAUCAAGAACCGAUCGUCCAAGACGGCGAGGGCAUGCUACGAGAUCUCGGCAGAGCACCGCUGGGCACUGACUGGCACGCCCAUCGUCAACCGGCUGGAAGACCUGUUCAGCCUGGUGCGGUUUCUAGGCGUGGAGCCGUGGAAUAACUUUUCUUUUUGGAGGACCUUUAUCACGGUGCCGUUCGAGUCCGGCGACUUCGUCAGGGCGCUGGAUGUGGUGCAGACGGUACUGGAGCCGCUGGUGAUGCGCCGCACCAAGGAUAUGAGGACACCGGACGGGGAGCCGCUCGUGCCGCUGCCGCCCAAGAAGGUAGAGAUUGUCGAGGUGGAGCUGUCACAGACGGAGCGCGACGUCUACGACUACAUCUACACCAAGGCGAAAAAUACCUUCUCCAAGAACAUGGAGACGGGCACGGUCAUGAAGGCCUUCACGACCAUCUUCGCGCAGAUCCUGCGGCUCCGUCAGUCGUGCUGCCACCCGCUGCUGGUGCGCAACCGCGAGGUGGUGGCGGACGAGGAGGAGGCUGCGGCUGCGGCCGAUGCAUCCACAGGCUUCUCGGACGAUAUGGACCUCGACGUCCUCCUGAGCCGCUUCAGCAGCGCGGUCGACGAGGCCUCCAAGGACAAUCAGACUUUUGGGGCGCAGGUUCUCGGGGAGAUCCGCAACGAGUCGGACAAGGAGUGUCCCCUGUGCUUCGAGGAGCCCAUGAACGACCAGACGGUGACGGGGUGCUGGCACUCGGCUUGCAAGACGUGCCUGCAGUCGUUCAUGAAGCACGAGAGCGACCGUGGCGUGGUGCCCAAGUGCUUCAACUGCCGCGCGCCUCUCAACCGGCGCGACUUGUUCAAGGUAGUCCGCCACGACGAGGAGGUCGACGCCGUGACCAAGAAGCCGCGCAUCAGCCUACAGCGCCUGGGGGCCAGCACGUCGUCGGCCAAGGUGGAGGCCCUGAUCGGGCACCUGCGCGCCUUGCGCAAGGAGCACCCGCUCAUCAAGUCGGUCGUCUUCUCACAGUUCACAUCGUUCCUGAACCUCAUCGAGCCGGUCCUGACCCGCGCGAAUAUCAGGUUCCUUCGUCUGGACGGCACCAUGGCGCAGAAGGCCAGGGCCGCCGUCCUGCAGGAAUUUGCCGAUUCCCCUGUCUUCACCGUCCUGCUCAUCAGUCUCAGGGCAGGUGGCGUGGGUCUCAACCUUACCAGCGCCGGGAGGGUCUUCAUGAUGGACCCAUGGUGGAGCUUCGCCGUCGAGGCGCAGGCUAUUGACCGCGUUCACAGGAUGGGACAACAGCACGAGGUACAGGUCAAGAGGUUCGUCGUCAAGGAGAGCGUCGAGGAGAGGAUGCUGCGGAUCCAAGAUAGGAAGAAAUUUAUGUGA